AUGCGCCCUAUCAUACUACACAGACGAAAGGAGAAGGCGAAAGCUGCAAUCCCGAAACCCCUUCCCGAAAGACCGAAGAGACUCAGAGACCUUUCUCUACCACGCAACAGCAGGCCCCAGUCCCAAGGUGGGGAUCUCUUCGUGAAACUCCCAUACGAAAUCCGCCGCAUGAUCUACAUCUAUGUCCUCGGUGACGAGAUGCUCCAUCUCGAGCAUCCUUGGGACAAACCGCGAAUCGUGCAUUAUAGCUGCCAACGGAAAUUAAACGGCGGGCACCGUUCCUACAACCUCUAUGGGCCCACCCAGAAGGAGGCAGGACACGGCAGAAUGAGUCUCGUCAAGACCUGCCGAGCCAUGUACAACGAAUCAAUCGACAUACUCUACACCACCAACACAUUCGCUCUGCAAACCUGCUCGAAUCUCGAAACAUUCCUCUGGUUCUCCAAAAGCAUCCGCCCCGGCCGUCUCGCGUCCAUCACCAACAUAUACAUCAACAUGUUCGCCGAGUGCUUCGCGCCCUUCUGGACCGACAUGACCCCCGGCUCCAGGUUCUGGGACUUCAUCCGCGACUGGGGCCGCGUGUGGUCGACGAUGGCGACGCGGAUGCCCGCCCUCACGACCCUGCGCGUCCACCUGUGCCGGAAGACCCAGGAGCUGGGGCUCGGGACGGACGAGGAUUGGAUCAGGCCGAUGCUGCGGGUCCGCGGGCUGCGGACCUUCGAGCUCGAGCUGGAGGGCAACGGCGUCUGUCGGGAAUGGAGCGCGGCGUAUUGCGAGCGGUUGCGGGAGUUGCAGGCGUUCCUGGCGAGGACGCUGUGCUCGGAGCGGAAGGCGGGGGAGAUGUACCCCGAGGCGAAGGGCGAUGCGGUGUAA
Letharia lupina is the source of this 873-nucleotide messenger RNA. RefSeq lists its product as uncharacterized. The record is from RefSeq and is a predicted model, not a curated record. The transcript is spliced from 2 exons. Bases 1 to 873 code for a protein of 290 amino acids. NCBI's taxonomy places the organism in Eukaryota, Fungi, Ascomycota, Lecanoromycetes, Lecanorales, Parmeliaceae.